AAUCCUCUUUCCUACAGAGAUACUGACACCAACAUGAGCCAGUACGAGUGGGCUGAAGAUGACUUUGAUCUGCCCCCUGGGGUCGGUCGACUGGGCCUCUCUGAGCCAGUUAGUGGUAGAAAGUACAUCAUGUACCACGGCACCACCAGCGAGGCUGCUCAGGCCAUCCGAGCCUCAGGUUUCAGGCAGUCUGCAGACGGGAUGCUCGGCCGCGGCGUCUACCUCAGCAGAGAUCUGGGGAAAGCUAGCCGCUAUCCCCUUAAUCACCCUGAGUCUGACAGGGUGGUUGUUGUGGUGGAGGUCAACGUGGGGAAGGUGAUCGCUAUCAAUCGUCAAGGCCAUCCACGUCAGAAGACCUGGCAUGACUUCGGCUAUGACACCGCCUGGGUGCCACCCAGGCGUGGAAUGGUGCCAAGUGGUUUGGAGGAGGAUUGUGUCUGGGAUCCCCAAAGAAUCCAGAUCAUUAAAACCAUCAAACCAAGCCCAGUUGAACCCUCCUCUGGAUGUGGUUGGAUGUGCCUGAAGCUCCUUAUAAAAAGCAGAUCAGACUCACAGCCUGCACUCUUGGAAGAACGUGGAGAGAGAGAUACUGACACCAACAUGAGCCAGUACGAGUGGGCUGAAGAUGACUUUGAUCUGCCCUAUGGGGUCAGUCGACUGGGCCUCUCUGAGCCAGUUAGUGGUAGAAAGUACAUCAUGUACCACGGCACCACCAGCGAGGCUGCUCAGGCCAUCCUGGCCACAGGUUUCAGGCAGUCUGCAGGCGGGAUGCUCGGCCGCGGCGUCUACCUCAGCAGAGACCUGGAGAAAGCUAGCCGCUAUCCCCUUAAUCACCCUGAGUCUGACAGGGUGGUUAUUAAGGUAGCGGUCAACGUGGGGAAAGUGAAAAGGAUCGAUUACCAAGAUCAUCCACUUCAGAAGACCUGGCAUGCCCAUGGCUAUGACACCGCCUGGGUGCCACCCAGGUGUGGGAUGGUGAGGAGCGGUUUGGAGGAGGAUUGUGUCUGGGAUCCCAAAAGAAUCCAGAUCAUUAAAACCAUCAAACCAAGCCCAGUUGAACCCUCCUCUGGAUGUAGUUUGAUGUGAUGUGGGCUACAUGUGAGCUGUGAGAGCUAUUACCAAUUUAUUUUCUAUGUUCAAAUGUAUUUUUAUAUAUUUGGAUACAAAGUAAGUGCCAUUUUGUUACUGUGUCAUUGUAA
Messenger RNA from Micropterus salmoides (largemouth bass), 1199 nucleotides. RefSeq lists its product as uncharacterized. Bases 34 to 1086 code for a protein of 350 amino acids. The record is from RefSeq and is a predicted model, not a curated record. Lineage: Eukaryota; Metazoa; Chordata; Actinopteri; Centrarchiformes; Centrarchidae. Gene Ontology annotation, molecular function: NAD+ poly-ADP-ribosyltransferase activity. Gene Ontology annotation, cellular component: cytoplasm. The transcript has 3 exons.